UUCUAGCGGCACGAAUGAGACUGAUGUGAUUCUGUAAAGACAAAAGUGGCGUAAAAUCAAAAAAUUGCACUGAAAAGUGAAAUUGAAAAUUCGAAAAAAAUCGAAAGUGACUUUGAAAGUGAGAAAACUCCGACCAGAAGCGGCGACCAACCGGCUGAGAAAAGCGAAAUUUGCAGCUAAAUUACGCAAUUGGGUGUUGAUGUGAACGACGAGCGCGAUUGGUGUGACAAAAGAAGCGUGCAAAAUUAAAAAACAAAAAAAUAAAUAAAAAUAUUAGAAUACAAAUAAAUCAAUUGUGGCGGAAAAUAGUCAAAAUUAAAAGUGACAACUAAUCAGCAUGACGUUGUGUGUGUGCUAGCGUAGUGGCAGUAUCCAUGCGGCAGCAUUGUCGUGCGCGUCGCCCCAAUGCAACUUGACUCCAUGGCGUUGCGCUGUCAUCGCCAAUAGAGAUCGACAAAUGUCCAUGCGACAAUUUUGUUAAUUAAUUGACUCCUAAUUGAAUUAAUGCGCAAACACACACAACUCACACACACACACGCACGCUUACUGGCAACGCAUAUUCAGCGUGGCGCUGCCAGUUAGUAUAACCAGUGGUCCAGUCAGCGAAAUUCGACACUGAUUUGCGCUAAUUUAAUGAUUUUCACUGCUCGCGCGUCUCUCCUCUCCUCUCGUUUCCUGCGCACACACUUUUUAGCUGCUUCUUCUACUUGUUCUUCUUCUUCUUCCUCCUCCUCCUCUACGCUUUUGUGCAAGUGCGCUUGUGUACGUGUAAAUUACGAUGCUUAACUAUCACGAACCACAACACCAACAGCAACCACAGCCAAUGCCGCAAUUGAGUAGCUCAAUUGCUAAUACCGACAAUUUCUAUUAUCCACAAACGUCAAACGUGCCCACGCUGACAUUGCAAAAUGCUGGCAACGGUGCCGGCGGCGGCGGCGGCUGCGGUAAUGGUGGCGGUGGCGGUGCCGUUGUUGGUGGUGACCGUAGCAUGACAGCGCCAUCAUCGUUGAAUCAUCUGCACAACCUGACUCACCAUAAUGCAUUCGGUGCGCAUAAUUGCAAUGCCAACAACAACAACAACACCAACAAUACUUCCAGCAUCAAUUCCAAUACCAUUAAUAUGAGCCCACACCAAGUAGUGGCUGGCGCAGCCGCUGGUACAACCUAUCGACAACAACAGCAGCAACAUCACCACCCUCACCUUCACCAGCACGCACAGCAGCAGCCACAAUCAGAUAGAAUUGCCGUCGGCGGUGAGGUUACUGCUGCUGCCACUACCGAUGCUGGCUGCGGCGGUUCUUGUUCGCCCGAUGAACUUACAAAAAUCGAAGAUAACUAUCCCUUGCACGUUGUCGGCAGUAAGCAUUCUGAAAAUGUGAAACGUUUCUCCGUGAACAACUUGUUAGAAUUGGCCAAUGAUUGCCGCAUUUCGGGCAAAUUGCAGCAUCAGCAUCAGCAGCGACAGGAGAAUUUGGAUGGCACGCAAAUCAACGAUCUAGAUGACAGUUUUCGUAGCAGCAGCGACGAUUAUCCGGACGCGUCCAGCUUAAUGGGCACGCCACACACUCACCAUCCACAGCAGCAGCCUUUACAACAACACCAUACCCAACACCUGCAGAGCCUCUCCUCGCACAUGUUGCCACAUCAUAACCAACCACAGCAAAUUCACUCGCAACAUUCACAGCAUCCUCCAGCAGCGACGGCACCAUCGGCCACGCAACAACUUUCACGCAAGCCGCGUCGUAAUCGCACCACAUUCACCUCUGGCCAAUUGACUGCUUUGGAAAAGGUUUUCGAACGCACCCACUAUCCGGACGCAUUUGUGCGCGAGGAGCUGGCCACCAAAGUGGGUCUGAGUGAGGCACGUGUACAGGUUUGGUUUCAAAAUAGACGCGCGAAAUUUCGUCGCAAUGAACGCAGCUCAACGAGUGGCCGCUCGAUAUUGGCGGGCACACCUCAGCCGGUGCCACCCAUCAGCGUCACGCACAAAUUCGAUAAAGGCAUUUCCGGUAGUUGCAGUGCUGGUGGAUUUUUCCAUCAACAAAUUGAAGAUGCGGCCGCAGCAGCCGCCGCUUACACGCUGAGCUUCCCCACACUUGGCAUGUAUUCGUCCGCAGCGGUGGCCGCGGCUGCUGCAAAAAAUUAUGCAAAUUCCUAUGGUGCCUUUGGUAGUGCAACAUCGGUGGCAUCCACUGCGAGUGGUCUCAAUGGUGGUGGAGGUGGCGGCUUCUUUGGCUCUUCGAAUUAUUGUGCGCCUGCGACUGGCUAUCAACACAGCUAUGCACCGUUAAGGUAUAAGGCGGCGCAGGGCUUUUCGGCGUUAUAAGCGAGAGCUGCGUGGAGGGUGGAGAGUGAAGCGUAUAAGUGAAUAUAAAGUACA
Molecule: messenger RNA, 2380 nt
Organism: Anastrepha ludens (Mexican fruit fly)
Lineage: Eukaryota; Metazoa; Arthropoda; Insecta; Diptera; Tephritidae
Product: pituitary homeobox 1-like
Exons: 3
Coding region: 779-2326 (515 amino acids)
Biological process (GO): regulation of transcription by RNA polymerase II
Molecular function (GO): DNA-binding transcription factor activity, RNA polymerase II-specific; RNA polymerase II transcription regulatory region sequence-specific DNA binding
Source: RefSeq, a predicted model, not a curated record